Molecule: messenger RNA, 885 nt
Organism: Lactuca saligna
Lineage: Eukaryota; Viridiplantae; Streptophyta; Magnoliopsida; Asterales; Asteraceae
Source: the annotation of a GenBank genome assembly
AUGAUGAUGAGACACCUGGCAGCUAUUGGUGAAACGUAUGCCCAAACUGCCCUUGAAGAUGCUGCUUGGAACCUGUGGCAUGUAAAUCCUUCUCAGGCCAGCACAUCUACAUCCACUUCUUCUUCAAACAAUCCAAAUCCUUUCACAAGUAUUGUAAGACACCAAGGAGGACACACUACUCGGGGUGGGGGUGGGUCCCUUAUCAGAACCAUGCCAACUCCACUUGUCCCGGAUGUUGACUUGUCAAACAUAAUCGCCAUGGUUGAAACCGUUCGUGAAGUCCUUCCCCAUGUCCCUGAUGAAUUAAUAUUACAGGGACAGUGGAGGUGGUCAAGUGAGACCCUGUUGCUUUUAUUGGGGUCUAGUGCUUAUAUUUGGGAGUUGGGACUGGAUAAUAAAGCUGUGGAAGAUUUUGAUGAUUGGAUUAAUUGGCUUAUGUAUAAAGGUGGAGUUGGAGUGAAAGGAGACAAUAGUUGGGAAUCUUGGCGGGAUGAACAGACACAUAUCCAGAAAAUCAGAGGGCGUGUACUUGAAACUAUAUUGUGCUUGAGGUUCUUCAUAUUUCAAUACGAGAUAGUCUACAAGCUCCAGCUCACUGGAAAUCAUACAUCAUUAUUGUUUUAUAGCAUUACAUUGCCGAAAAUGUCCCUUAAUAGCAAUGUAGCAAGCUUGCUGUUAACAUCUCGUGUCAGAAAUACAAACACAUAUCGAAAACCAUUUUCUUUCACUGUUGCAUUUAAAACCUAUAUUUUAGUUUCAGAUAUCAGAAGGAUUGAAGAUGCUGAAAUUAAGCACAAGAUAAGGAAGGUAGAUCCGACUUGGGACAUGGAGGCUGAUGAAGGAGACAAUUACACACAUAUUCCAGUAAGAAAUAGAGUUGGAUGA